Anisakis simplex (herring worm) is the source of this 186-nucleotide messenger RNA. The record is from the annotation of a GenBank genome assembly. NCBI's taxonomy places the organism in Eukaryota, Metazoa, Nematoda, Chromadorea, Rhabditida, Anisakidae.
AUGUUGGUUGCCUUCAGAUGCGUGUGUGUUUGGUCAGUGGCGAAAAAGAAGCCGGUGUGUAUAGAGCGGAAAGCACAUGGAGUUGGUGAGGACCAGCAACCGAAUUGGAUCGUGUCGGUGGCGGCGAGGCGAUAUACGGAUUUGAUAGCAUCUGGAUCGUGCGAUGGUUUUGUACGAUUUUGGAAG